AUGGCGUUCCUUUUGCCAGGACCGGGGUUAUCAGCCAACCCCAACCUCAUCAGCGCAGCACCGCACCAGUCCCUGCCGGUGCCGGCUGGUCGCCUGCUGAUACGGAAAUUAAUUGCAGAAAAGUUGUGCAUACCUUGGAAUGAAAUACACUUGCAAAGGACAUCAAAAGGAAAACCUUUCCUGGCAAAUAACGUAUUCAGUAUCUAUUCGAAUUACAACUUCAAUGUCUCUCAUCAGGGAGAUUAUGCAGUUCUUGCAGCUGAGGCUGAGCUUCAAGUUGGCAUUGAUAUUAUGAAGACUAAUUUACCAGGUAGUAGCUCUAUUCCAAAUUUCUUUCGCAUCAUGAAGCGACAGUUUACUGAAACAGAGUGGGGUGUAAUCAAGUCUAUGAGUAAUGAAUGGAUGCAGCUGGAUAUGUUUCAUCGGCACUGGGCCUUAAAGGAAAGCUUCUUAAAGGCUGUUGGAGUCGGAAUUGGCUUUAACUUGCAAAGAAUUGAAUUUAAUGUGUCCCCAUUGCAAUUGGAAAUAGGGAAGGUGUAUAAGGAGACAAAAAUGCUUCUGGACGGAGAUAAAGAAGAAGAGUGGAUGUUUGAGGAAACCCGGUUAGAUGACCAUCACCAUGUUGCAGUGGCUCUUGGGAAACAGGAGGGAUUUGGACAGAAGCAUUCUGAUGUAUGUUCCAUGGAGCCUAACCAACCGCAGUUUACAUUAUUGACUUUUGAAGAUUUAGUUGCAUCUGGUAUUCCAGUCACACCUGAGGAUUCUGCAUAUUGGGAUAAUUUUUGUUGUAAGCAGGAGAGUCCAGUGAAACAGAACUCACAUUCAAGAUAAGAAUGCAUAUAAGAAAAAGAAAAUUGUCAAAGUUGUUAUGCUGUUACUCUACAUAAUUCAGAGUGUGGGAAUAAGUGUACAUGUGUAAAUGAAACAAGUUUUUCCUUAUUUAAACUGAUGGUCUGAUUUUCACCUUUUUAAAAUUGACAUUCUUUAUAAAUAUCUUAAGGAAGAUGUGUGUUUCCUCUCUGAAGGAAUUCUGAGUGAAAAAUCUAAGCUGACCACGUGCUUUUUCGCUUCUCCAUGCCUGUGGUUCUUACACUUCAAUAAUUACCUAUGCUAGGAACAGGGAGCAGAGCUACAAUAAUGUUGUUGAUUAGUCAACAGGUGUUUAAUGUAUAAAAAUGUGUUUCUGUACUUCAUUUAUGCUGAAGCUUAAAUUAUGAUACUGCCUUUUCUCUUACAAAAAUAAUAGUUUUAUUCUCAGAUGGAUGAAUAAAGCUAGAAGAAUUGGUACAAAUCCUUUUGCUUUUAGUAUAUAGUGUAAGUGUUUGUACAACACUGUAUUUGUGUAAUAGCAGGCUGAAGAAGUCUGAAUCUUAGUAGUCUCAGAACUACAUCUGUGCAAAACUAGUUUGAGGCAGGGAAUUAUCUUACAAGUAUUUCAUAUCCUUUUCACUUACAAUCUUUGUUAAUUAAAGCUUCCUCUGUGUAACUUAGGAUUUGAUUUUUAACAGUUUUUUGGGGUUUUGGGGGGUUGGUUUUUUGUAUUUUUUCUCUCAGCAAUAGAUAUAAGCCAAACAGCAGUUCAAUUUUCCUAGACUUGCAUUUACAUCUGUACUGUUGUAGACACUAAGUCAUGUAGGGGGAAAAAAAGACAACAAAAAAAGCCUAUUUACUUUUUUCUAAAUAGUCUCGUAACAUCUGAAGACAGAAUAUUUUAUUGUCUUACAGUGAAUUAAAAUUUCUGGAGAAGAUCUGUAGAUCUUGAGUGCAUCUUUAGAGUAUUUUGUAUUCUUUUUUAAAACAAAUCCUAUUUUGUGCCAUUACCUCUCACUUUUCUUUCUAGAAGUCAUAGAAACAUCGCGGUCCGUCUAAAUGUAAGGAAACAUACUGAACAGAAUGAGUCAUACUGAGCAGAAUGAUUUUCACAACUAAAAAGAGUUAAUUUCUGACCUACAGUUAAACAUAGAUCUUCAGUGACUUUGGGUUUGUGUACAACUUGGCUGCACCCUGUAUUCUGACUAAAGGAGAAUCUACUUGUAGUGUAACCAUUGAAGCCAUGCCUUAUUACAAAGAUAAAGAAAAAGUUUAGAGAGAGAAGUAUGAGAGUUUUACAAUAUUAUACAUGCUUUUGGAGUUUUACUGUAGAUAAUUCUGAAUUCAGAUAUGCUGUUAAUCUUUCCUACUUCUACCAGUUCUGAUUAAUAUUUUCGUUUCCAUUUCAAUGACUCUCUCAUCUUGCAUGCUAAUCAUAGUUUUUGGUGGUUUGCUGUUUUUCCUCCAAAACUGCAAAUCAGUGAAGCAGUGACUCUUCUCUCCAGACUCUACAGGGGUUAAAUUAGAUGUUCAGUAACUUCAAAUCUGAAGUUAACAGAAAUAUAGAAUAAUUUAUAUACAAAUUGUAAGUCAAGUAUUCCAGACUGUGUUUUUAAAUUAAAUACAACUUGCGAUAAAUAAUUGGCACUCCAUGGAGGCCAGAAAAGGCUAUUCAGUGGAUAUGCAAUGGUAUCAUUUACUGGGACAUGAUAUUUUUAACUGGUUCAGUUGACUCUGUCUCACUCUGUUCUACCUGAAGUGUACUAUAAUCCGAGAUGGGCAAGCAUGUGAAGGUGCUUAAGAGCUUAAGUGCUUGAGAUAACUAGAAAUGUUGUCAAGCUGAAAGGACUUGUUCUGCCACAGGUUUUGAAAGUCUGCAGAAUAAGGAGGCCUAUUCAGAGUAUGAGGGGCUGGAGAGUACUGAGCUCCAUGGCUGGCUGGCUGUUAACUGGUAUAUGCCAAUCCUCACCAGUCACUGAGGACCCCAUCAAUUGCAGCUGUACCAGCCAGUUUAAAUUGCCAACUUUUUUGCUGGGACAAUGAAAUGAACUGCAAAUAUGGGGUGAGAUGAAUGGAGAAUUUUCAGAUGUAAAUUUCUGGGGAUAAAGGAAUUAAUUUCAUAUUAGAGAUGAUUUAUUUUUGCGUGGUGACAGUGUCUCAAAACAGAAUUUUUCUUUCAUUGGAAAGAGUUUAAAAAGUAUUAAUGAAAUUAUUUAUAAUAUUGUGCUUGCAUGUAAGUAGAGGACAAACCAAUUUUGUUAAAUUAGAAAAUUACACUUGGUUUGCUUGCCAGGAAUAUGAUAAUUUUCAGGACUAUAUCUAAUUAGAAAAGUUAGAAAAAUAAAGGGAGUUUGUUUCGGUUAGCUUUUCAUGAAAUAAAAGCGUAGUUUCUAACAGUCCAAGACAGAAUCAUCUAGAAGAUUGCAGUUCCUCACAUUAUGAUUUUUUUCCAUGUUUUUGAUUCACACUGAGCUAUUUGAAAAAUAAAUUAAUCUCUUUUUUUUAACCUUAGGUAGCAAUAAGGAUAGAUGAUGGUAAUGCCUUGUGAAGAGCUACUUGAGUCAGGUUGUUUAGUUUAGUGUCAGUGCAAAUGGACAGAAUUUUUACACUUGCUUUUACCACUGUGGGAAAGAGCAGCUGUAUAGUUAUGGAAUUAUCAGCUAAAAGCAUGCUGCUAAAAGCCCAGCAAGACACUGACUUUUUAUGAAUGUAAAUGAUCCUUCUUAAAGUUAUCAGAAUGUUUUUCUGGACAUCUGUGUACUGUAGAGGCACAUAUUAAAAUAAAUAUUGCUAGCGUGUACAGAUAAAUUAAUGUAAUCAGAGGUCUAAGAAUUUUAUUUUUUUUUUAAUUUUACCAUCACACUUUCCCUUAUAUAAAAAACUGAGCCCUGUAUCCACAGAUGGCCAUAACACUGGCUUCCUUGCAUUUCCUCAGAAUACAGUCUUAAUGUCCACAGAGUGUCUCUGCCAUUUUUAGAAAUACUGGUCCAGCACAGCUCCAGCUUCCCUCCCUAGUUCAGGUUGUUGGCCCAGUCCAGCGCAGAUGAGCUGACCUUUGCUGGUCUCCCAUCACUCUUCUAUCUGCAAAAAAUUUCCAAGUUAUGUCUAGAAGCCCUCUGGCCUUCAGGUUCCUUCUCCAGAGCUCCAUUCCUUUAUCUGUUUUGUAUUCUAUAUACGGCUCUACACAUGACCAUACCACGAACCUGGAUCCUAAAGGGCAAGAAGCUGCAAAAACAGAAGCUCUGCUCCACGUGAGCCUUUCCCAGCAGGGGCUGUGGCUAGGUAGUUGUUUUCCCUAUGGAACAGGAUUGACCAGCCUCCCUGUUUCUGAAAGCACAGAUUUAGAUCUUGGAUCAGAUCCGCUGCCCUAGACUUCUGACCAACCCAAUGUUUAAGUCUCCAACCUAAAAAUAAAAAAAAGUUUUAAAAAGUUUUGGUCUUCAGUGAACAGAUUGGCAAAAGUGAAUAAAUGUGUUUUAGUUUGGACAUAUUAUCAUGUUUGAACCUUUGUGUAUCUUGCAUAAAAAUUCUUAGAGUGGAUUAGGAACUUCAGGGGAUAAAACUGUGUUCAAGACAAUUUGCAUCUGUGUGACAAGAGACUGGUGCCAUUUGAUGUGAAAAUCUGUAAUUUUGAAAAGAGGAUCAUAUGAAUUCGCUCUUAGCCUUUCACAACGUCUGUAAACCUAUGCAAGAUGUAUGUUGUUGUUAUAUUAUGGGAUCAAAUGCACUGAUGUUAAUCAAAGGUACGUGCUUCAUGUUCCUCCGGGAUAUGGCUAUUUUGGAUUGCUCUACACUGUAUAGAAAAUGUAGGCAGGAAAAUAAGUUCUGAAUUGUUCUUGAGAGACAACAUUUUAAAAGUUUUUUUCAAAAAGUCACUUUUUGCAAUACAUUAUUUUCUUGUGCUGUACGUACAGUUUUUUAUGGCCAGAUACUAUUUAUGACUCCUAUUUCUGCUAAGAUUGAGUUUAAUUUCAUUAUUGAAAUAAAAAGUGGGUUUUUUUGUGUUUGUGUUCUG
This is a messenger RNA of Pygoscelis adeliae (Adelie penguin), 4825 nucleotides long. RefSeq names its product aminoadipate-semialdehyde dehydrogenase-phosphopantetheinyl transferase (gene AASDHPPT). NCBI's taxonomy places the organism in Eukaryota, Metazoa, Chordata, Aves, Sphenisciformes, Spheniscidae. Bases 1 to 831 code for a protein of 276 amino acids. The transcript is spliced from 6 exons. Gene Ontology annotation, cellular component: cytosol. The record is from RefSeq and is a predicted model, not a curated record. Gene Ontology annotation, molecular function: holo-[acyl-carrier-protein] synthase activity; magnesium ion binding.